Messenger RNA from Suillus bovinus, 1092 nucleotides. RefSeq lists its product as uncharacterized. Gene Ontology annotation, biological process: protein phosphorylation. The record is from RefSeq and is a predicted model, not a curated record. Bases 1 to 1092 code for a protein of 363 amino acids. The transcript is spliced from 5 exons. Lineage: Eukaryota; Fungi; Basidiomycota; Agaricomycetes; Boletales; Suillaceae. Gene Ontology annotation, molecular function: protein kinase activity; ATP binding.
AUGGCCUCGACAUCCGCUGCUCAUCCACAUCUUGCUGAGUACGAGACUCGCUGGAGAGACCUCCACAAUUUCCUCAAAGACAAGGGCUACAAACUACGAAGUCGCUACAGUCCGGACUGGGUGCCCUCUUGGACGAACACCAACAAGGCUCCCAUAAAGUGCGAGGAUGGAGUCAGGUCGCCACAUUCUCGUUUAUUAGAUGCACGGCGUAUUCAUGAUGGUGCUCGCGUAUCACUUAAGUCUAUAGACGUGUCACGCCAUCCUUAUGAGGUAGAGAUCGGUCGUCAUUUCUGUAGCUCACCUCUUAGCGAAGAUCCUGCCAAUCAUUGCGUGCCAAUUUACGAUGUUCUGAAGGUGCCCACCGAUGAUAAUCUUGCAAUCCUGGUCAUGCCACUACUUCGAGAUGCCACAGAUCCCUUCUUUGAUACGGUUGGGGAAGUUGUGGAUUGUGUUCACCAGCUUUUUGAGGGGCUACGCUUCAUGCACAUGCAUCAUGUUGCUCACCGUGAUUGCAUGCAGCUGAACAUACUAAUGGACGGCAGUAUGUUCAUAGAUGCUUGGCAUCCAAACGACCAAUAUAUGUCUGAGGACCUCAAACGCCCAGCCAGGCAUCGUACACGCACGCAGUCUCCGCCACGAUACUACUACAUAGACUUUGGUAUCUCCCGAAAAUAUGAUGCAUCCAACACCAACCCAUUGGAAUUGCCUAUAUAUGGUGGAGAUAAAGAAGUGCCAGAAUUCAAGGAAGACUACAGCAAACCUUGCAACCCCUUCCCAACUGAUGUUUGGUAUCUUGGACAUGCUAUGCAAGAAACAUUUCUCGACGUAAAGUGGACCAUGCAUUACUCGGGUGUGGAAUUCCUGAGAAGUCUAGUAUCGGACAUGAUGCACUCAGAUCCAGUACAACGUCCGAACAUGGACGAAGUUUUUUCUCGAUUCCAGGAUAUACGCCAGGGUUUCAGCAGCUGGAAAUUACGUUCCCGGGUGGCUCAUGAUGACGAGAGGUCUGUUUUUGAUUUCCUAGCCCACUGGGCUCGCCGCAUUCAAUACAUAGUACGUAGGAUUCCCCCAACGCAUACCUCACUGUCAUAG